GGGGCUGGUUGCACCGCCCUGGUGGUGGCCGUGGUGGCCCGGAAACUGGAACUCACCAAGGCCGAGAAGCACGUCCACAACUUCAUGAUGGACACCCAGCUCACCAAGCGGAUCAAGAACGCCGCGGCCAACGUCCUUCGGGAAACGUGGCUCAUUCACAAACAUACCAAGCUGUUGAAGAAGAUCGACCACGGCAAAAUCCGGAAGCACCAGAGGAAAUUCCUCCAAGCCAUCCACCAGUUGAGGAGUGUGAAGAUGGAGCAAAGGAAGCUGAGCGACCAAGCCAACACGCUGGUCGAUCUCUCCAAGAUGCAGAACGUCAUGUACGACCUCAUCACGGAGCUGAAUGACCGCAGCGAAGACCUGGAGAAGCAGCUCGGCGGGUUGGAGUCCAAGCUGGAACAGUUGGCGACCAAUUUCAGCUCUUUGCCUCUGCUGAUCACGGACACCUUGCGCCAACAGCAGCAGCAGCUCCUGGCCACAAUCCUUGAGACCCGGGGGGUGAGCAUGGGUGUGGGGGCCUCCCAGACGCCCCUCUCAGACAGCCCCCUUGGGGUCAGUUCCACCUCCUUCCCCACCCCGUAUACCAGCUCGAGCAGUUGUUGAACUGGCCACGUGGGGGGAAAACGGAAAUCAAAACAGAAAAACCAGAAGGCAAGCGAAAAAGCCAGAAUGGACCGCCACGGGGCUCGAUCCGUUCCCGUACAAACUCGAACCCAGCCCCCGAAGGAGCAGAGGACCCCAGGCGCCCAGGCAGCCUGGGGCUCGGAACGGUACGGUCUCGGCUCUGGUGCCUAUGCGGGGUUGGGGUGGAGCAGGGAGGGGAGGGGUCUUUUUCGGCAGAGCCCCCUCGCUGCAGUGUUUGGUGGACGAUCAGAAUCCACGUUCAAUCUCAGGUCUUCAAAAUGAAAACAAGCCAAUCGAAGGGCAGCGCUACGAUGGAGCCGGAUGGGGGACCAAUCCACUGUGUGGAUCCCACGCCACAGGCGACGGGGUUGUCCAAUUUCCU
Molecule: messenger RNA, 1009 nt
Organism: Python bivittatus (Burmese python)
Lineage: Eukaryota; Metazoa; Chordata; Lepidosauria; Squamata; Pythonidae
Source: RefSeq, a predicted model, not a curated record